Molecule: messenger RNA, 1067 nt
Organism: Chara braunii
Lineage: Eukaryota; Viridiplantae; Streptophyta; Charophyceae; Charales; Characeae
Source: the annotation of a GenBank genome assembly
CGCAAAUAAAUGAAAGUGGGAGGGGCAUUUCGAAAAUUUUCGCAAACACAAAAACGAGAACUGUAAGCGUUCCUGACCGUUGUAACUACGGGGUUCCCUGUAAACGCUUCAUACCGGCCAGGCGUGUACGUCUUCGGAAAGUAAGUGCCAUGUUGAAGGGAAUGGGUUGGCUUUGACCUGCUUCCUGCUUUUGAGAACUGUUGCUGAGGAGAUCGAGUGAAGGAUUGGUUGCCUGAUUCUGUCACAAACAUGUUCUGGAUUUUGAAGGCAGAAGCUGCGGCUGGAGACCCUGGCCAAGAGUUAUUAAGCGGUUCAUUGGGCAAAUUAGGGCCCUAUAUCCUCAAGGCCCCAGGAACAUACAAGGUUGGCCGGAAAGAUAGUGAUAUAAGCAUCAAUGACAGAGCGGUUUCGCGACAUCAUGCAGAUAUUGUUGUGGGGCCUCUGGGUCCUCUGCCUGACCCUGCCGUCUCAGGAACGGCCGUGGAUAGAACGAAAGCAAUGGCGGAUUGGAUAUCUAUAUGGCGGCCAUCCAUUAAGGUGAAGGAUGUUUCGAAGUUUGGGACCCUAGUUUGUGACCGAUCGGGCACAAAGAAGCAAUCUGAGACUCCUGAUAGAUCUGCUGAGCUGAAUGAAGGUGAUUUGGUCGUAUUUCUCCAUUGCAAAGUGCAUUUCAGACUGGAGUGCAAGCCCAUAAUUGCCUGUGUGUCAUCUGUGGUCGAAAGUGAAAGACGACGGCAAUUGACCCACAAUCUUAAGUCAGCAGGAGCCGGAGUUGUCGCCCAGUGGUCAGAGUUUGCUACCCACUUGGUUGUGGACGAUGGUGCUCACUGCAAUGAUGAAAUUGUUGCGGCUGUGUCUGCUGGCAGGCAUUUGGUCCAUAGUCGCUGGGCAGAGGCUCUUGCCUUGAGACAGACUGUGCGGGACGUGCUACCUCCAGAAGAAGAGUAAGAUACUUCAAUGCUGUAUGGAUGUUCCAUGCUGUACAAUUUCACUAAGGAUUGAUGCCAGGAGGGCUUACUGCCAGCAACUCCAAUAUAUGAUAUAUGAAACAAAACAAGGACAAAACA